Molecule: messenger RNA, 1626 nt
Organism: Abrus precatorius (Indian licorice)
Lineage: Eukaryota; Viridiplantae; Streptophyta; Magnoliopsida; Fabales; Fabaceae
Product: E3 ubiquitin-protein ligase RGLG4
Exons: 11
Coding region: 7-1389 (460 amino acids)
Source: RefSeq, a predicted model, not a curated record
GAUGCCAUGGGCAACCUCUUCAGCAAAAAUAAAAAGCAUGGCACUCAAAAUGAUAAAAGAAGAGAUAGAGGAAUCUACACUGCCAUAACUACCACCAGGGGUUUAUCAUCAUCUCAUUUCUCAACACAGGUACCUUUGCCACCGCCGCUGCCACCAUUGUCAUCGGCACCACCUUCAGUAUCGUAUCCAAGUCUAGUAUCUCUACCUCCUCCACCUCCGCCGCCACCACCUAAAACAAAAUCCAUAUCCAAGAAAUCAAGUUUUGGGAGAGCUAAGUCUGGUCGGAGCUCAUCAAACAUGAACAAAAGGCAAUCUGCCAACAAGUAUGCUUUCAUUCCUGACCAUUUCUCAACCCUUGAACAGGUUACAACGGCCUUGAGGAAAGAAGGAUUGGAGUCAUCAAAUCUCAUCCUUGGAGUUGAUUUCACAAAGAGCAAUGAAUGGACUGGCAGAAUCUCAUUUAAUAAGAAAAGCCUUCAUGCUAUUGGAGAUACACCUAACCCCUAUGAGAAGGCCAUCUCCAUUAUUGGCAAGACUAUGGCUCCCUUUGAUGAUGAUAACUUGAUUCCAUGCUUUGGCUUUGGUGAUGCUACAACCCAUGAUCAAGAAGUGUUCAGCUUUCACAGUGAUCAUUCACCUUGUCAUGGCUUUGAAGAAGUUUUGGCUUGCUACCAAAAAAUUGUUCCAAACUUGAAACUUUCAGGGCCAACUUCUUAUGCUCCUGUGAUUGAGGCUGCAAUAGACAUAGUUGAGAAAAAUCGUGGCCAAUUCCAUGUGUUAGUUAUCAUUGCAGAUGGUCAGGUUACAAGAAGUGUCAACACUGAAGACGGAGAACUUAGUCCUCAAGAAGAGAAGACAAUCAAAGCAAUCGUUGAUGCAAGUGCAUAUCCACUUGCGAUAGUUCUGGUUGGAGUUGGUGAUGGACCUUGGGAAGACAUGAGAAAGUUUGAUGACAAGAUACCCGCAAGUGAUUAUGACAAUUUUCAGUUUGUUAAUUUCACGGAUAUUAUGUCUAAAAACACAAGCUCCUCUGAGAAAGAAGCAGCUUUUGCUCUGGCUGCUCUCAUGGAGAUCCCCUUCCAAUAUAAAGCAACCGUAGAAUUUGGAUUACUUGGACGCGUAACAGGAAGAGCGAAGAGAAUAGUUCCAAAACCUCCUCCAGUUCCUUAUUCUCGGCCUGCAGCCCCUCCAGCUCGUGUACCAAGCAACACAACAGCAUCCCCUGCAGAUGAACAAAACCAAGCAGUCUGCCCAAUUUGUUUGACCAAUCCAAGAGAUUUAGCCUUUGGAUGUGGGCACAUGACUUGCAGAGACUGUGGAUACAGGGUAACUAAUUGUCCCAUAUGCAGAGAGAGGAUCAGUAGUCGUCUCAGGGUGUACAGUGGGUGAUUGUAAAAUGAAAACUAUACAUGUUUGUAUAAGACACCUUUUUUCUGUAGGGUUGAUGUGGUGUGCCUAUGAAUCUAAAUAUGGACAAGGAUUAGUUGUGAGAAAAAAAUAGCUUGUCCCUGUUCGGGAUGUUUUAGGUGUUGAAAAGUAGAUAUGAAUUAUCCAAGUUUCUAUGUAUUUGUUUCAUGUCGUUGAUGUGUUUGAAGUUGUAUAUUACUGUGCUUCAAUUCGAUCAAU